AUGUCUUUCGCUGAUAUUCUUGAUGCGAAACCCAAAGAGCCAAAACUUUAUCAAAUACUUGGAUGCGAUGGAAGAGCAACAACUGAUCAAAUCACCGCUGAGUAUCGAUCAAGAGUCAGAGAUUGUCACCCGGACAAAGUCAUGAAGGGAGAGGAAUCUACUGCCACAACAGAAAAGUUCGUGGAACUUCAGAAUGCCUACUCAAUUUUGACAAGUGAGACGAGUCGGAAAUCUUACGAUUCCUGGCUCCAUUCUCCAUUUCCAGUCACUUUUGAAGAAUUCGCAAAGUCUCAGGAUAAGUUUCAAAUGUCGACACAUUGGGCGGUUCCAAAAACUCAAUCAUCUAUCAAGGAUAUACCAUCUGAAUCAUUAACAGAAAAGUUGUCUACAGAUUCAGAUAAAACUAGUUCUCGUUGGGCUGAUGGUGAUCGAUAUCAAUCAUCGACUGCUUCGGCAUUUCGAAACUACGAAGUUUGA
Molecule: messenger RNA, 477 nt
Organism: Caenorhabditis briggsae
Lineage: Eukaryota; Metazoa; Nematoda; Chromadorea; Rhabditida; Rhabditidae
Exons: 3
Coding region: 1-477 (158 amino acids)
Cellular component (GO): cytoplasm
Source: RefSeq, a predicted model, not a curated record